Stomoxys calcitrans (stable fly) is the source of this 2308-nucleotide messenger RNA. RefSeq names its product inactivation-no-after-potential D protein (gene inaD). Lineage: Eukaryota; Metazoa; Arthropoda; Insecta; Diptera; Muscidae. Gene Ontology annotation, molecular function: protein binding. The record is from RefSeq and is a predicted model, not a curated record. The transcript is spliced from 12 exons. The coding region runs from base 233 to 2182 and encodes 649 amino acids.
UUUGAGUGGCCAGGGAAAGGCCACUUGGCAAAUUAGUUUGCUGUCGAACUUCUGGGGAAACGGAUCGCGGUCUUAGUGAAUGGCUACUUCAGCCAUAGCAUACUAGCAAAUCCCAAUAGCCAAUAAUUAAAAAAAAUAACUCCAUAUAAAUUGGUUUUUAAUUGGCUGCAACCAUUUUGUUAACAGAGAAAAAAAAUUUUUAAUCAAAAUUUAAAGCCGUAAAGCCAUAAAUAUGGUGCAAUUAAAUUCAACAAGCGGUGGUCAUGUUCAUACAGUGGCUUUAGAUAAAACGGGGAAAAAGUCCUUUGGCAUUAGCAUAGUAAGAGGUGAAAUAAAAGAUUCACCCAAUACAAAAACAAAUGGCAUUUUCAUUAAAGGCAUAGUACCCGACAGUCCGGCACAGUUAUGUGGAAAAUUAAAGGUUGGUGAUCGCAUAUUAACGAUCAAUAAUAAUGAUGUACGAAAUGCCACUGAACAGGAAGUUAUUUUACUCAUAAAAGAUGCCGGCAUUGUUAUCAAUUUGGAAAUACAAACAUUCGAACACGAGAAGGCGGAUAAGCCAGAAAAGUCUGAAACUAAACCUGUGGAAAAUGGGUUUGCUGCCAAUAAAAAUAAAUUCCAGGCUUCCAUCAAACAGGCUCCAGCUCCCAAGCCUCCAAAUGUUAAUUCGAUGCUUAAAAAUUCCAACUACAGCAGUAACAUGUCCAUGAAGAAAUCUGCAGCUAACAACGAUGACGACGAAGAUGAUGAACGUGAUAUGACUGGCCGCAUAAGAACUGAAGCGGGCAUAGAGAUCGAUCGUGCUUCAGCCGGUAAUUGUAAACUAAACAAUCAGGAAAAGGCUCGUGAUAAGGAAACGCCAGAUGAAUUUGGCUACACAAUGGCUAAAAUUAACAAACGCUACAACAUGGUAAGAGAUGUACGUCGCGUCGAACUAAUGCGACCACCCAAUGUACCCAUGGGUUUAGCUUUGGCCGGUCAUUCCGAUCGUCAGCGUAUGGCUUGCUUUAUUGCUGGCAUUGAUCCUGAAGGCCUGUUAGCAUCGCUCGACGUUAAACCAGGCGAUGAGAUUCUAGAAGUUAAUGGUACCGUGCUGAGAAAUCGCUGCCAUUUAAAUGCUUCGGUGGUCUUCAAAAAUAUCUUGUCGGAGAGAGUGGUUUUGAUUACAUCCCGAAGAAAACCUGGCGAUGAGGGUAUGGGCGUGACGCCGGUCAAAAAAUUUCCACCGAAAAUUGAUGAUACCAAAUUCCUAUUAGAACAGUUCCCGAAAUCACGAACGGUAGCGGUGAAAAAAGAGGGCUUCAUUGGCAUAAUGAUUAUCUAUGGUAAACACGUUGAAGUGGGCAAUGGCAUAUUCAUAUCGGAUUUACGUGAAGGUUCAAAUGCUGAAGCUGCUGGCAUCAAAGUCGGUGACAUGCUGUUGGCCGUCAAUAAAGAUGUAACCCUGGAAUCUACCUAUGACGAGGCAGUGGCUUUGUUAAAAAGAGCCGAGGGCCUGGUCAACUUAUUGGUGAUAACCCUUAAAGAAGAAAAGAAAGAAGACAAGCCCAAGGAAGAAGAAAAACCAAAAGAACCAGAAAAGAUUGAUCCAGCCACAGUGCAAGUUAAACCAAAUCAGAAGAUGGUACUCGAAAUGAAAAUUGAAAAGAAACCAUUGGGUGUUAUAGUGGUUGGUGGUAAAAAUAAUCACGUUAAGACUGGCUGUGUGAUUACUCACAUUUACCCAGAGGGUGCGAUAGCAGCCGACAAUCGAGUUCAGAUAUUCGAUCACGUUAUUGAGGUGCAAGGCAAACAAAUGGAUUGUACAUCGAUGACAACCCUCAAAGUGCAUCAGGUAUUCCACACCUGUUAUGAAAAUCUCUUGACCAUACAGGUAUAUCGAGCGGAUCCCGUCGAAGUUGAAACCAUUAAAGUGGAUAUAACGAAAAAAGCAGGAAAAGAUUUCGGCCUUUCACUAGCACCCAAUGAGAAAGGAUGCACAAUAUCUGAAAUUGUCCCCUCUGGCUAUUCCGAAAUUGAUAAUAAACUACAACGUGGCGAUAUUAUAACAAAAUUCAAUGGUGAGUCCCUUGAAGGUUGUACAUUUGAAAUUUGCUAUGCCCUAUUCAAGGGGGCCACAGGCAAAAUCUCCUUAGAAGUGACCAGACCUAAGCCCACAGUGCGUACGGAAGCGGCGAAGUGAGUUGGUUAAUUGGAAUUGAUGGAUGAAAGCAAACUCUUUUACAUUACUCCUCCCAAAAAUGAAUUUUAAAUUAUAAUUUCAACUAAAAAUUUCUGAACAAUAAAACUGUAAGAAAUGUAAAGACAA